AUGAAAAAAUUGCUGUGAACAAAGAAAUUUUCUCGCUCAAUUUACGGAUUUUUCGCGAAAAUCGGUUUGCGAAUCCAACUUUAAAGUGAAUGCCCGCGAACAUUAGACUUGAAAGACGACAAAAAAGCCAAAAAAUGAGAAUUUAAGUUGCUUUCGGAGCGAAAUUUAUCAAUUUUUAUUUGGCUUCUACAGUACAAAAAUAAGAGGAAAAAACACGGUUUCAACCAAAAAGUUCUUUACGCGUGGCUUAUGGAUGACGAAUUGGAGGAUUUGUACUUUUUCGAGUUGUUUCAAAGUGGAAUGAAAGUGCUGUCGAGAAUCUCGUUGACGAACCCGUUUAGCGGGAGCGCGAUUUAUCUGAAUUACUUCUGGCGCAUGAUAAAAAUUUAUCUGUUCAAGCCGGAGAUGCUGCUUGCUACCUUUAUCCUCAUCAUUUUUCUCUUUUUCCUGCAUUCGGCUGACGAAUGGGGGCGAAAUUUCAUGGCGAAUCUCAAGUCGGGAUUCGGUUUGAAGCGUGCGACAGCUGGAGGGCUUCGAAUUUCGACUUCAACAGCGGCCGAACGUGAAAGUUGGGAAAAACGUACCGACGCAGCUGCAGUUUAUGCUGUUAUGGGACGACGCCCAAGUAUGGAAGAUCGCUUCGUAUUGGAGCAAAUUAAUGGAACAGAUGUCAAUUUCUUCGCCAUUUUCGAUGGGCAUGGCGGACAAAUGGCUGCCGAAUUUGCCAAAGAGAUCUUGGUCCAAAAUUUGCAGAACAAAAUUAUCGAAAUUUCGAACAUUAUGAGCGGGAAACCAAUGGAUGUGCCAAAAACUGAGGAGAAAAACGAAGAAAAAUGCGAACCGCUGACACCAACAACGCCCGAUAAAGACGUAAAAAGUGAUCUUUUUAAAGAAAUCCCGCCGGCAUCUCCCGCAACUCCAUCUUUGUCAGCGUCACAACGAAGAAAAUCGUUCAAAAAAUCGCUGAGCAAAGACGACGAAGUAGCAGGCGGUGCAAAUAAAGACAGUUCCAAUCAAAUUUCUGACCCCGAGAUUCUUUCAAAGUUCAAAAUAACACGCGAAAACAUGUUUUCGACGAAUAAAAAUGUCAAAGCGACGCCAAAACCGAAGCAAUACGAGGCCAAAUGCUACAUCGAGGGUGACAAAAUCAAUUUUGGCAAGUUGUUGACAGACGAGGUAAUUGCCGCAGACUAUGCUUUGGUCGAGAAGGCGAAGAAAAGUACGAAUAUCGCUGGAACAACUGCUUUAAUUGCCAUUUUGCAUCGAAAUAAAUUGACUGUGGCAAAUGUAGGCGAUUCGCGAGGCGUCAUGGCAGAUCACAAAGGAGCUGCUAUCCCAUUGUCUUUCGAUCACAAACCGCAACAAGUUCGUGAACAUAAACGCAUCCACGAUGCAGGCGGAUUCAUUGCAUUUAGAGGAGUUUGGCGUGUUGCUGGAAUUUUAGCGACUUCCAGAGCAUUGGGAGAUUAUCCCCUAAAGGACCGAAAUCUCAUUAUCCCGGAUCCCGACAUCCUUACUUUCGAUUUGGAAUACAAUAAACCACAAUUCAUGAUUCUCGCAUCCGAUGGUCUCUGGGAUGUUUUCCAAAACGAAGAAGCUGUCGCUUAUAUCAAGGAACACUUGAACGAGCCUCAUUUUGGCGCCAAAAGCAUUUGUUUGGAGGCAUAUACCCGAGGAAGUCUUGACAAUAUCUCCGUUAUGGUUAUAAAAUUCAAUCAUGGUCGAUACGAAAUCGGAACUUCGUAAGCUUUUCAUCGAAUCUCGUUGUUGUGAUUUCCCCCCGAUACCCGACUUUUUUGCUCCCCAUGCCAGAAUUUAGGUUUACUCUCUAAAUAUUUUAACCCUCAUAACUAUUUAUUGAUGUUUAAUCCCUAAUCUACCAAAAAAUGUAGCUUGUAGUACUUACAUAUUAUCGCUAGAAGAUUUAGUCAGUAAGGGCAUUCAAUCAGCCAAAUUUUAAACAAUUAUUUUAAUAUAAAGUUUAUAUGAAAAAAAAAACGAAACUCGAAUUAAGGAAGAAUUGUUAUCAUCAUUGUUAUUGUAGUAGGAAUGAAACUUGAAAGACAAUCUGUUUUAGAUUAAAAAU
Messenger RNA from Culicoides brevitarsis, 2086 nucleotides. RefSeq names its product protein phosphatase 1L. The transcript is spliced from 5 exons. The coding region runs from base 250 to 1746 and encodes 498 amino acids. The record is from RefSeq and is a predicted model, not a curated record. Gene Ontology annotation, molecular function: protein serine/threonine phosphatase activity; cation binding. Gene Ontology annotation, biological process: negative regulation of canonical NF-kappaB signal transduction; peptidyl-threonine dephosphorylation; positive regulation of canonical Wnt signaling pathway. Gene Ontology annotation, cellular component: nucleus; cytosol. NCBI's taxonomy places the organism in Eukaryota, Metazoa, Arthropoda, Insecta, Diptera, Ceratopogonidae.